Molecule: messenger RNA, 1386 nt
Organism: Hydatigera taeniaeformis
Lineage: Eukaryota; Metazoa; Platyhelminthes; Cestoda; Cyclophyllidea; Taeniidae
Source: the annotation of a GenBank genome assembly
AGUGGGGAUACGGACAAUCUGUUGGACAAUCUGCUUUCGCGUAUGGAGCAGUACGCAAAUAACCUGGAGGAUCUUGUAGCUGAACGUACCGACCAGUACCUCGUUGAGAAGAGGAAGGUGGAGGAACUCCUCUAUUCCAUUCUGCCAAAAUCGGUGGCCAGCCAACUGAUUCGAAAGCAGCCAGUCAAAGCUGAGAGUUUCGAAUCUGUCACUAUAUACUUCAGCGACAUCGUCGAAUUUACCUCUCUCUCGGCCGAUUCAACUGCCAUCCAGGUAGUAGAACUGCUGAAUCAGCUGUACACCCUCUUCGACUCCAUCAUCGUGCGUUUCGACGUGUAUAAAGUGGAGACGAUUGGAGACGCUUAUAUGGUCGCCUCAGGCCUGCCUCAGCGUAACGGCAACCAGCACGCCAAGGAGGUGGCCCGUAUGGCUAUAGAGUUUCUCAAGUCUAUGUCCACCUUCAUCAUUCCCCAUCGACCUGACAGGGAGCUCAAACUUCGCAUUGGCAUCCACUCCGGUAUGUAUGCGGCACUAGGCUCCUCAUUUCCUUUUGAGCUUAAUGAAACUUCGGUUUCGAUACUAUCCAAGACUUCGUUGAAUUUGCUUGUCUCUGGGCCGCGUCCGGGGGAUUAUGGGCAUCCUCCAAAUAUUUUCGUUCAUUCCACCAGAUUUGCUAUUCCUCGUCUAUUUCGUAACCUUUCCACUCCUGUUAGUAUCCUUGUAGCAUAUGGGGUCCAACUUCGUGAACUGUGAAGUGGAGGUCCAUCGGUUUCCUUUAAUUCGUUUCCACGCGAACCUUUAGGUCCUGUCUGCGCUGGUGUAGUAGGAGUAAAGAUGCCGCGGUACUGUCUCUUUGGUGACACUGUUAACACCUCCUCGCGCAUGGAAAGCAACGGCGAACCCAAGCGCAUCCACAUUAGCCGUACAACCAUGUCCAUUCUACGUACUUUUGGCACCUUCAUUAUGUCGAAACGCGGACUCGUAGAAAUGAAAGGUAAGGGGAAGAUGGAAACGUACUGGUUGCACGGUGAGUAUCGAAACAUUGUCGAUCCACCGUCACAAGGAACGGUGUUGGUGGACAACAGCUCUGAUCUGGUCACCGAAACUCCCCUUCCAUCGGGUGGUGGAGGUGGCAUUGUCGAUUUAUCUCCUCCUCAUCCACUUCAAACUACCCCCACGUCGACAAACGUGACUCCGCGGGCGGCAACUAACGGCGUAGAAUCCCGUCUUAUUGCCAACACCCCUCCACAAACUUCUACAGCUACCCCCAUGACGGCACCAGUGGCUUCGACCAAGAUCACCUCUUCCAAUACCAUCCCCACCGCCAACAACUCUCCCACUUCACAAACGGGUUCAUCGCCGACAGGUCUCAUUAGUGCGGUCUAA